AGGGUUCUCCGAACGCCCUAUUGGCAUGGCAAGCCCGACUCGGCUGCCUUCGCGGCGUAGCCGACCCGUAACAAUGAUCGAACACCUCUACUCGGCAGGCGAAAAGGAGAAGCCUGCUGCCGACCUUCGCUCGAAAGACUUCCGGGGGAGAAGGGACAAUUCGGGAGAAUGAUGUGACAGAAGAGGCCGGCAGCCGGCCAGUCAGCCUUGCAGACAGUACAGCAGACUCUGUCAGUGUGACGAGUGCUGUGUCAGACGAGCCACGCCAAGCUAUGGACUCCGCUGAUAGACGAGCCAUGCCACCUCCUCCGUCUAAGCUAAGCAGGCCAGCAUCCAUCUAUGGGCCGAAUGGACCAGGACGCACGCCGUCUGUGCGAUCAGAUAAAGAACGUAGGCCUAAAUCCCAAGAUGCUCGCGCUGAAGCACUGGCGGUUUUGACUGGAGCACGAGCCGUGGCGGAAGCGAAUCCCCCAUUGAAAGAAGCGUACGUCAAACGAACGCACUCAACUAGAGCCCCACAGUCACCGGCAGCAAAUGGCUCGACACGCGGGGCGAACGUUCGUACCAAGGAGCCAGCAGCCCCUAUGAACAGCGUCAAUACAAGAGUGCCCGAGCACCGCUCCCUAGCAUUCAAAGCUCGCCCACCGUCGAUCGAUGGGGCAGCAACGGCACUCCCACCGGGUGUGUGCUCCCCUACCUCGCCUGCCCGAUCUGCCUCGUCUCGGCAAAGCACAAUAUCCCAGUCGCAAGUUUUGCAGCCUUCGCGCGCAGCAUUCACAACGUUUCAGCAGCAUUACAGUCCCGCAAAGUCAUCGCUGCCAAAGCCGCCGGUACCGACAGGACGUAGCAGGAAGGACGUGAGUGUGUGUGACGUCGAGCCAUCCGAUUUUGUAACGACCGUACAGCAAGUUGAACUGCUGCAAUUGUCACUACUGCAUCAGGCUUCCAUUGCAGUAUCACGGGAGUACGCCGCAAGUGCGAACCGCAAGCUAACCAGGAAGCAAGCAAAGUUACGGAAAGGCUACGGCGAUAUCGCCUCCCUCACAUACGAACAGCAGCGUAUCGCGGACCUCUCGACGCUGAACGCUUGGUGUCCUGACUUCGAUCUGUUGUCUGAGCAACUCUCUGUCUUGACUAGAGUACAUUCGGAGCUAUCAGACCUCUUGCAUAAUGCUAACAGCAAAUUCAUGCAAUUGCUGCAAGGUUUCGAGGGGUGGAUUGCCCGCAGUGAUGCACAGCCAAAUGCCAUCGAGCCUCUACCGCCGGAGUGGCACAACGCCCAUAGCUCCCUCACUCUUCGUCUGCGCUCCCUGCAAAGGGAUUCCGCUGUGUUGCCACCCGUGCCUACCAACUCCGGCGACACCGAGGAUGCCAGUUCGAGCCUGCGCACAGUCUUGGGGGUUUGCAGCACGCUUCUUGAUGGGAGCCUCAAGGAGCUGGAAAUGAUGAGAAAGCUUGAACGUGAAAUCUUGCUUGGGAAUAGAACAAGGAUAGAUGAGGAGGUAAAAUCCCUGAUGCAAGAAGACAUCCCAACGAGCAGCGCAGAUUUGAAGUGGUUGCCCGCUUGGCACCUAGUAGCAUAGGAAUCUACGUAAACCUCACAUUGCAAACCUGCUUCAUAGAAGGCACAAAGUUUACGAAUCAUUGUACCAUAUUAGUAGCCAAAGCACCAAGCAGACUGCAAGCAGCGUAGAGCUCUAUGCUCGAUUCGCAGUGCCCCAUGUUGUAAGCCUAAUUAGCCGGUUUAGCCGGCGUCAACUGUGGCAUCAGACCCACGCAGCUCUGUCUGUUGUUCAACGG
Messenger RNA from Baudoinia panamericana UAMH 10762, 1800 nucleotides. RefSeq lists its product as uncharacterized. NCBI's taxonomy places the organism in Eukaryota, Fungi, Ascomycota, Dothideomycetes, Mycosphaerellales, Teratosphaeriaceae. Bases 273 to 1583 code for a protein of 436 amino acids. The record is from RefSeq and is a predicted model, not a curated record. The transcript is spliced from 2 exons.